ACCCUCCUGCUCGUCCUUCCUCCCAGCUCGACGGUCGACGGCACUCAGCAGAAAGCACCGGUCUGCUUUCUCUGUCUGUCUCGCAAGUGCCUCAGGAUUGCCUCGGUCGUCCUGGAGAUUUAUAACGCCUGUCUGAUGCUGUGAUUGGAUCACACUUGCCCUGGUUUUAUUCUCAGCCUCCUCCUCACACUCGUCCACCGGCUAUCCUUCGUUCACUCUUCCAGGUUCUCUUGCUCUUUUCUUCGUGCCUCUUGCUACGGCCUCCUCGCCGUGCUCUGUCUUGUGCUGCUAGACAGCGCGGUUCCCAACCCAUUCGCUCUCUUAGUCCACCUCUACCUACGCGCCGCGCUGCCUAAUGUCCCACCUCACCGCACCGAUGCCCUCUGGGCACCAUGCCUACAAGUCUCAUCUAUACGACCUCCCUAGACCCGUACACCCCCUCACCCCUCCGGACACGGACUUCGAGACUUUAUCUCAACAGGUUGCACCCGCGCAGAACAUGGCUGGACUGGAGACGGACCCAUUUCCGCCUCAGCAUCAACACCACCCCUCGAUGGCAGACUCCCCCUUUUCGGGCCUGCAUAGGAAACGCCCCUCGGUCUCGUACGUCAACUCGGGCAUCCGUGAUUCGAGGGAGCGGGUGGUCCAGAGAGGCAUCAAAUGGUUGGUGGUCGUGCUGCCGCCUGUCUCGUUCGCCAGGGAGCACGGACACCUGGGGCACACUCUGUCGUCGGGACCGACGCGGAGGCUUUCCAAUGGCCUCCUCAUGCCGCUGUUCCCGACGCUCAAUAGUCAGCUUGGCGCUAUCGCACGCGAGUUCAGCUUCCCAAGCAUCUCCGGCAUCUGUGUGUACUUACACACGACUCACGGCGGCCUUUCCCUCAGCCCUCGGCUCUCCGACGAGUCGUGGCCCAUCCUGUGGGGACAUCUGUUCGACGCCCGCUCGCCGUCGCUCCCUCCCCAGCAGCUGCCUAUCAGCGGUCAGAUAGAGUUCGACAUUGACUUGUCGAAAGCUCGCUGGUACGACGCCUGGCUGUCGUCUUCCCGCCGCGACUAUGUCGAUGUGCCUCAGUCAGUUACUCCGUCGCGCGCGCAGUCCAUUUCCCAUUGGCGCGGGGAUAGUCAGACAUCCAUCAACGAGCCGCUGGAGGAUCAAGCGGACGCCAUCUCUGUCGUGCAACCUGGCAGAACAUCCGCCCGCAACAUCAAGAAGUUGUCGCUCCUGGAUCGGUUUGACGGCGCGUCCGUCCGCUCGGUAUCGAAGCUAGUGCCGCGGGACGAGUCGCCCCCGAGCCAGACAGCUAGGCAGGCCAACGGCCCUCAAUCGCUUUCGCCCAUCGUCCAGGAGGAUGAGCCUGCAACCGCCAAGAAGGAAUUCGAUAGCCGUGUCCAAUCUUGGCGCAUGAGCGCGACCGCAGCAGCACGCAGUCCGCUUGCCGCUACCGGACAAACUAGCCUGGACCCUGCGAACAUGCCCAACACCAUGGGCGACCUGCCGACUGCCACUACGUCCGAGCUACAGUCCGAGCUUAACCUCGAUGAUUAUGCCUGGUCGGUUUCUUCUGCGGGUCCUCCCGACUACGAUAUGGAGUCCGUCGCGUCCUGGGAUCGCGUUCCCUCGGUGCACAUGGACAGGCGGUUCGAGGGUUCGGUCUGCCUUACGCCGUCGGUUUGCACGUCCUUCGGUCCCGACGACGACUACUUCCCGUUCUCGCCCGUCUCAUACAUGUCGCGUCUUCCUUCUCCGGAUAUCGCCUGGCGUAUGCUUGAGGAUGUACCGCCGACUCCGUCGACGGCAACUAGCUGGGGGGCACCGCUUUCUUUCCCACCCUCCCCCCUUAACUCGCCGUAUGCGCCGUCUGUCGACCUUGGAGGUCGGUGCAUGUCUAGCCGGCCCGCGACCCCCUCCACGGCAACCUCUUGGGGAGCCCCGCUGUCCUUCCCGCCGUCUCCCAGGAUGUUUUCCCGCGCCCCCUCCCCCGAUCUCGGCGAGCGUGGGAUGUCGAGUGUACCCGGCAGUCCUCUGUUCCGCCGUGAGCCCCUCCCAGUGGCUGAACCGUACAACCUCGUCUAUCCCUACUAUAACGCUACGAGGGCCUCUUCCUGGCAGCACGUCUGGCCGUACACUGAGGAGUCCCAUGUUGCUCAAGAGCAAGUGGUGGAGCGCCAGCAAGAAGUACGGAUGAAUGCUUUCGUCUUCCCUCCUCCCCCUCCUUCGCGUUCAGCGGCCGGGCCAUGGAAACAAGUCUGGCCAUACGCGGCCUCGUCAGAUGAUCAGGUCGCUGAACCUGCUACUACGGCUCUUGGCUACCCGGUAUUGGACAUCUAUCCCGCGGUCUACCCUUCAUUCGACAUCUACCCCGGACUGCUCUCCCUCGAUGACCGUGUGCUCGGUCACCCGGCGAUCAACACAGGCGCGGCAUACCCUAUCUUCGAUCUUUACCCGGCUACGUACCCGUCCUUCAACAUAUAUCCCGGACUUCUCUCCCUAGAUGAGCGAAAGCUCGGUCACCCAGCGGUCAGGUCUAGCGCGGCAUACCCUAUCUUCGAUCUCUACCCGGCUGUGUACCCGUCCUUCGAUAUAUAUCCCUCCGCACUUACCGUUCCAGGUUCCGAGGAAAUGCACGUUUCAACUUACACGUCCGGCUACCCCCAUCUCGUUAUCUACCCUCCGCUAUCUCUAGGCUCUGCUGGAACCACAACAUCGAAUGCUACGAUCUCUGUGCGUCUUGAGGCGGAAUAUCCAGUCUUCAACAUUUACCCUGCUGUCUAUCCCCACUGCUUCGACGAAAUCUACCCUGCAGCCACCCUGUCAUCUUUGGUGCACGAUGUGAUACAUGAUGGCUACCCUCACAGCGUGUACAACAUCUACCCUGCGCUCGGUUCCAUCUCACAGCCGUGGCUCUCUGCUGUGAUCGUCGGUGUACAUUCGCAAUACCCCGUCCUCGAGAUCUACCCGCCGGUUGCUGGAGUUUCGUCGAGUCGCACAGUGUCGGGCAUUGCGGUGAACCUGCCCAGGACGUAUCCCGCCUUUGACAUUUACCCAGCUGUAUACCCUUGGAGCCUGCUCACUGUCUACCCGGAAGUUCCCACACAGGAACGCACCAAGGAUGGCAUCGUAGUCAAGCUGGCAUCUGCUUACCCGGUCAUCGACAUCUACCCUGCAGUGUACCCUCAUAGUCUGCAGUCAGUCUACCCGGCGUCGCAGUCGUCAAACGUUGCACAGCCCCGCGUUGCACCUGCCAGCGCGAUCAGGCCGCCACUAUCUCUACGGCCGUCCGUGAGGUCAACUCACUCUCGGAAAACUUCGUUGAAGCGUGGUCUUCCUCCCGUACCGCCUUUGCCGAAGAACGCUCGGGAGCUGACUCCUUUCUCGCCCGUGUCUCGCCGGCCUCUUCCCCUUGCACGCGUGGAGUCUUCUGUCCCUGUGCACCUCAGCGGGGUCUACCCGAACGUCUGCCCCUAUCCGCCGGUGUAUCCGUAUCUCUCGAUCUACCCUUCGGUGACCUCGGCCACGUUCCCGGUCUUGGAUGUGCAGCCGAUUGCUACGGGCUCGGUGUUCCAUUACCCUCAUCUGGUUAUCUACGCUUCGGUCUAUCCCUACAUCGAGAUCUAUCCCGGAUCCUGGGACCAUGAAGUAGCCUCAAUUCGUCGUAGGCGGCCGAGAUACACGCACAUGGAACUCCGUUCGCAGGUCCACGCCACGGUGCCUGCAACUGUGGCACCCGUGGCAGCACCCCUUCCCGCGCGCAAGAGGCCGACGUUCACGCACAUGCAGCUCCGCGAAGAGGUCAUCGCUACGGAGCGCGUAUCGAGGGAACGGCAGCUGCCCAGGGUGAUCGUCGCUGAGCCGAGCCCAGCUACCCCUGAUCUUUUCUCACCCCCCGAGCCGGAUUUUGAGAUCGUCACGCCCAUCGUGCGUUCAGCGGGAGCGAGGAUGACCAGGGCACCUUUCUCGCCUCCGGAGCCUGAGUUUGAGCUCAUUGGCGCCCCUGCGCCAGUCUCCGCUACUCACCGCACGUCCCCUGUCCCCGCGGGCUCGAACCGCAGCCGCUCUGGCACUGUGAACGCGCGGCCGCCCAGUGUACUUCCCCCACCACGCCCGCUGGGUGCGCGACCGUCGGCGCCCCCGACGCAGUCCAUCCCGUCCCCUGUCGGCCCUUCAGAUCUCUCCCCCGCCCCGUCGCCUUCACGGUCACUAAAUCGCCUCUCUGGCUUGCCCGCGCAUCCGGCAGCCAACCGACGAGUCUCUGCUGCUGCCCCCCGGCCGAUGUCAACGUUCGGGCCGCUCCCUGCGGUACCCCAGUCCGGCCCAGGGUCUUCUCCUGUUGCCCGCCGGCAGCAGUCCAUGAUGAGCCCGCUCGACGAGGAGAGGCCUUCGCCCAUCGGCAGCCGCUCGCCGCAACUGCCUUCGCCUGCAGAGGACUGGCAAAGGAGCUACCGGACCCCCAGCGACACCUCGCCUACUUCGCGCCUUCCGGGCAUGACGGGCGGCCUCAGCCGCUCGAACACCAUGCCCUCUCGCGCCGCUCCCCGUGGGCCGAGGAGCAGCACACUGAUCUCGGAGAGGGCGAAGCUGUUCAACCCGGCCAACGGUAAUGCCGCCGGUGCUAGCGCAGCCGAAGGUGGUUCGCCGACGAAGCUGAUGUCUACUCUUGCGGAGUUCCCCGUCCCGCCGCGUCCGCCGAUGCCCUCGAACCCGGCGCGGGCGUCGAUUUCGAAACUGGAUCGGUCAAAAUAUCCUUUCGCGUAAACGAUGAGGGAUGUUAUGGAUGUUGUGGAUAUCGUGACUACUGUACCGGUACCGGUGUCUGUCGUUCUAUCAGAGUACUUAUGCCUAUAAUUAUCAUGCCAAAC
Messenger RNA from Trametes versicolor FP-101664 SS1, 4857 nucleotides. RefSeq lists its product as uncharacterized. The record is from RefSeq and is a predicted model, not a curated record. NCBI's taxonomy places the organism in Eukaryota, Fungi, Basidiomycota, Agaricomycetes, Polyporales, Polyporaceae. Bases 356 to 4753 code for a protein of 1465 amino acids. The transcript has 13 exons.